CCGCCGGCCCGUGAGCUUCCUCUCUCUCGGUUUGGCCGUAGUAGUGAGGAACAUGAGCCUUGUCCAAGGGCGCCAGUCCUUUGAAGAGAUCCUGACCGAUCAGCUCGACGGGCUGAAGUCCGCUGUCCUUGCGGCGCAUGGGAGUGUACUGGAGGAUCUUCAACUUCGUGUCCAGGGCGGAUGCUGCGAGACGCCCAUGAUCCAUGAGCUCCGGGAGACUCGCGAGCAGCGUGUGCCGCGCGAGCGGCUGAGUGUAGAGGAAGAAGAAGAGCUGCUUCAACGGGGUCCACAAGAACUGAUGAUUUUGAUGGACUCCGCUCCUGGGAAGUUUAUGGAAGAAACGUUGUCGCCUGGACCUGUUGACCGGUGGUAUGACCUCUAUAUGCACCUGCGCUCCAAAUCUCGGCGCCCACCUGUAGCAGAGCCCUCGCAGCUGACAAUCUUGGAGCCAUGGACUGCAAAGUUUUCAUUCAAGGCGCUUCAGAAGGGGCUAUCUCGACCGAUGUUCAAGCGCCGCCCGUCCUUGACCCUGGGCGACACCAUGCUUGAUAAGCGGUGGCUCUUUCGGAAGAUCACGCUGACUCCACACGGAAACGCCCGAUUGGCAUGGACAUUCUUUGGGCUUUUAGCGAUUUGUUGGGAUCUGAUUUUCAUUCCUUUGCAGAUGUUCGACAUCAACGCGGAGGUCGACAACCUCAUCAACGUGGUGUCUGUGGCCAUUUUUGUCUACUGGGUGCUGGAUGUGCCAGCGACCUUCAUCACUGGCUUCGAUCGUGCGGGAAUAUUAGAAAUGCGGAUCCACGAGAUUGCGCGGAAUUAUGCCAAAGGCUGGCUUGGGCUGGAUGUUACCGUACUGGUCUUAGACGUGAUGAUCUUCGUGGUGCUGAGCUUCAACACUGAAAGCGAGAGCGGCAGCAAUGAUUCCAUGGGCUCCUUUCGCCUGGCUCGCGCCUUGCGCUUGAUGCGGUUCUUGCGACUUCUUCGCCUGCACAAGAUGGCGAACCUGGCGGCCGAAAUCCUUGAUCGCUUCAAAACAGACAGCUUCCUUCUCACCAUGAAUAUUCUUCGAAGCCUUGCGGCCGUCCUGGCCUUGAAUCACUACAUGUCCUGCGCCUUCCUUGGGCUGGCACUGUUCGCUGCGGAAGGCGAACUCACAUGGAUUGAAAUCGCUGAGCUACAGCAUAUGGAUUUCUUGACACAGUACUUCUCGGCUUUGCACUGGUCUCUGACGCAGUUCAUGCCGGCCACGAACAACAUUGCGCCCAACACGGCCCCUGAGCGGAUCUACGCGAUUUUUGUGGUGCUCAUCGGCCUGGCUGUCUUCUCAUCCUUUGUGAGUGGGGUGACCAACACUGUCAACCAGCUCCGGCAAAUCCAUACUGAGCACUUCAAGCAGGAAAGCCGAAUGAAGUCAUUCUUAACGCAGAAAUCGGUCUCUGUGGAUGUGUGGUGUCGAGUGCAAAAAUUCUGCCGCUUGCGGAUCCUUCUGGACAAAAUGUCACUGAAAGAAGGGGAUAUCCCCAUGCUCCAAGAUUUGCCUCAUGGCUUGCGGGUGAAGCUCCAUGCAGAGAUCUAUAUGCCGAUUCUGGUUUCAGCGAACUGGAUGCCAUCGGAUGUGACAGAGAUCGAUGAGGAGCUCAUGCUGAAGCUUUGUGACAAAGUAUUGCUGGAGAAGGUGGCAUCGCCCAUGCAGGAGAUUUUCUUGGAACGUGGGGAAUGCCCAGAGGUGGUGAUUCCCACGGCGGUUCCUCGCCAGUCCCUCAUCUAUUGGAGCUCUCGUCUGAAAGACUAUGUCAGGGUGGAGGAGGGCACCUGGCUUUGCGAGCUGAGCCUUUGGGCAAGGUGGGAGUAUCGAGGCCAACUGGAUACCGAGGAGGUCUCGCACUACGUGGUAAUCCCUACGCAGGAAUUUGCCUUGGCGGUCACCAAAGCAGGCGGUUCACUCUUCCAGCUGAUCCGAACGAUAGGCCUGCUCUACAUUGCCAAGGCGGAGUCUCAAGAUGCAAACUGUGACGGAAUUCCCUUGACGGACCUGCCAUUGUUGUCCGAGUCGGACGCCCAGGACGUCACGGAUCGUGCUAAGCGGUUUGGUCAACUGCGAUUGUCACCCAGGAAAGCGUCGAACGCAAGCUUGGGCGGCCUUUUUGGAGGUGGAAGGGUGCACAUCUGUGUGUCGCAGUCAGAGGGCCGGAACUGAAGUAUAUAAAGAAUUGACAAAUGCCCCUAGUAGCGUCCCCUUGUUCCUAGUAGCGAUGCCCUUGUUCCUAGUAGCUUCUUGCUCCUAGUAGUAAGGCCAGGAGCCCCUAGUAGCGUCUUUGCUCCUAGAAGCGUCUUUCACGAUUUUUUGACGAUUUGAAGUUGCUUGGAACGACAUUGUUCCACAGAGGGCUUGCUCGUUCGAUCUCGUUCAUGCUUUCCAAUGAGACAAAUUGGUUUGGUACGAGCGUCCAGAUUUGUUCCUGUGAGCACAACCGCAGGUGGUUGGAACCGCUGGGUGAUGUGGUGUUUGCUCUCACAGCUUUUUGGCUUCCAUGUUCUCGUUGGACUUAGGUCGUCGGAGCUCCUUUAACGCUGCUUGAUGUUUACCUCUUUAGUGCCUCACUUGGCCAAACCUGAUGUGUCACCUGGAUCAGCGUGAAAUCUUGGACAUCCGAAGGAUCUUCCACGGUUUCGCCCGGAACAAGAUUUCCUGGCCACUUCGGUCGGUGACCGUGCGGCAUUAAAAGGGCCGAAGUUUCAAGCUGUUCAUCCCAGUGGCUGCCGGCUGACCAACUUUGCUGACUUGGUGCCUUCUAGAGUUUGGACUGGCUAGCAUCAGGCCCAGAGAGAGCAACCACUUCC
Molecule: messenger RNA, 2841 nt
Organism: Durusdinium trenchii
Lineage: Eukaryota; Dinophyceae; Suessiales; Symbiodiniaceae
Source: the annotation of a GenBank genome assembly